CGGGCUUGCACGGGAGGUGGAAGGGAAGGGAAGGGACGGGAGGGCGCGCUCUGCGGUGUUGGUUUCGAUGUUGGCUCGGGAGUGCGGGUGUUCUCUUCAGCACGGAGCUCGAUAAAAGAACAUUGCAAAGGUGCCGUGCCGAUUGUGUGUCUGCUGGAGAGAGCUGACAGUGACAUUUGGAAUUUCUGUGGGAGGACUGUGCAGGAAAUCCCCAAAUUCUGAUGGAGACUCUUCCCCGUAUUUAGGUCUGAAAGGAAGCAGCAAAGCGGACAGUUCUGCUUUAAGAAGUGUGGGGGAAGCUGCUGUGUGAUUAAAAUGUGUGGGGUGUGCCGGGUCCGUGAGUCUGAAAUACUUUAACCUGCAGUCAGGCCAGCACAAAUCCUUCCAAUUUCCAGUUACAAGGAAAGGAAUUUUUUUUAAUAUAAUGCCAUUAACUUGGCGUGAUAAGUAAGGAUGGGAUAUAUGAGUAAUGUGGGGAAGAAAUAUCCUGUUACAGUGUGACAGAUUUCUGCUUGUUUUCUUGCUGUGAGGCAAUUCCUCCUGCCGCCUUCUCCCAGCCUGGCUGGCAGGUUUAAAACCCAGCGUGCAGACGCAGAAGGAAGCUGCAGGCAGCACUGAAGGUCUGUUGACUUAGAGAAGGCUCAGAAGCAUGGAAAGCCUCUGUGCAGCAAACACCACUUUUGCUGUGGACCUGUUCAGAAAGCUGUGUGAGGAGAGAAGUGGGAAGAAUGUGUUCUUUUCACCAUUUAGUAUUUCUUCUGCUUUGUCUAUGGUUUUGCUGGGUUCCAGAGGUAGCACUGAAGCCCAAAUAAGUAAGGUGCUCUCUCUGAAGGAUGCCCAGGAUGCUCACAAUGGGUAUCAAUCCCUUCUCUCUGAGAUUAAUGAUCCAAACACCAAAUACAUCCUGAGAACUGCAAACCGGCUCUAUGGAGAAAAGACCUUUGAGUUUCUUGCAUCUUUCAUAGAGUCGAGUCAGAAAUCCUACCAUGCUGGCCUAGAGCAGAUGGACUUCCUGCAUGCCUGGGAGGAUUCCAGGAAACAAAUCAAUGGCUGGGUAGAGGAAAGGACUGAAGGUAAAAUUCAGAACCUGUUGGCAGAGGGAAUUCUCAGUUCCCUGACCAGACUUGUGUUGGUGAAUGCCAUCUAUUUCAAAGGCACCUGGGAAAAGCCAUUCAGGAAGCAGAGUACCACAGAAUGGCCAUUCCACAUUAACAAGAACGAGACCAGACCUGUGCAGAUGAUGUUCAAGGAGGCGAAUUUUAACAUGACGUACAUUGGGGAGCUGCAGACCAAAAUCCUUGAGCUGCCCUAUGUGGGUAAUGAAGUGAGCAUGAUCAUCCUGCUCCCUGAUGCAAUCCAGGAUGGAUCCACAGGCUUGGAAAGACUGGAAAGAGAACUUACAUCUGAGAAACUGAGGGGUUGGAUCAGUUCCGAAAUGAUGAAGUCUAGAAAGGUGAGGGUGUCUUUUCCCAGAUUUAAACUGGAAGAAAACUAUGAUCUGAAACCCCUUCUGAGCAGCAUGGGAAUGCGUGAUGCCUUUGACUUGGGGAAGGCAGACUUCUCAGGAAUCUCAUCUGGCAAGGAGCUGGUGCUGUCUGAAGUGGUUCACAAGUCCUUUGUGGAAGUCAAUGAAGAAGGCACUGAAGCAGCUGCUGCCAGUGGGCUGGUUGCAAAUUUCAAGUGUGCCAUGAGAGUUCCAGAAUUCACUGCUGAUCAUCCCUUCCUCUUCUUCAUCCGGCACAACAAAUCCAGCAGCAUUCUGUUCUGUGGCAGGUUCUGCUGUCCCUAAGGAGGAGAUGUCUGGGCAGCACAGGUGCCAUCACACAAUAAAUGUGCAUUUCCCUGGAACAA
Molecule: messenger RNA, 1851 nt
Organism: Prinia subflava (tawny-flanked prinia)
Lineage: Eukaryota; Metazoa; Chordata; Aves; Passeriformes; Cisticolidae
Product: serpin B6-like
Exons: 8
Coding region: 650-1789 (379 amino acids)
Cellular component (GO): cytoplasm
Molecular function (GO): serine-type endopeptidase inhibitor activity
Source: RefSeq, a predicted model, not a curated record